AUGGACAGUUACAACGAAUCUCCUGAAAUUAUGUGGAGACCUGAUCGAAAUAAACUCACAAAAAUGGAUGAAUUUCGCUCGCAUGUAAAUAAGGCGUUCGGUCUACAAUUAGGUGAGUAUAUAUGUAAUAUAUAGCACCCUAUCUAACGGAAAAUUCUUAAGAAUUCAAGUGCUUUUGUCAUUGAUAUUGGGUUUAAUAUAUUAAGCAUGGUUUUUUAUCCAGUAUUUAGUCCUUUAAUAAUUAUUGCCAUUUUUUUAUUAUUGUAUGGUAUAUAUUUUUGCCUGUAAUUCGAUGCAUAAAUAACAAUUACAUAACUAUUAUGAAAUUACUGAUUUGCAUGUAAAUUAGAAAUAUAAAUUAAUGGCCUUGCAUAUAUAUUGCCUUGCAUUGAUGUUAAAUUGCUUAAAAUCUGAUCAAAGUCCAGGAUAUGUAUACAGUCUAGUCGUAUAACCAGGGGGAGGGGGUGCCCCCAGGAAUUGAACCCUAGCUUGAAAAAAUCUUCUGUUUUGUCACAUGUGUUGAAGAUUACCACAAACUGACACAAACACAGUUUUUAAUCCAGUCCCGCUUCGGCAGUCAGACGUCCAUGUUGACAAAACCAUCACUUGCUUAUAAAGCUGAUAUAAGCUCUAAAUUUUGUUGUGUUAGCAAUACCGCAGACCACAUUCUGAGAAGCUUUAUAUGCAUUUUCUAGAAUCAUACAAUGAUUUUUAUAAGUGGUCAAUUGAUUGUUAUCAAGACUUUUGGGAAACGUUUUGGCACUUUUCUGGAAUUAUUUCAUCAUCACCAUAUACCAAGGUAGGUUAUGAAUAUAUUUUACCCUAAGUAUGGCAAAAGUGUUGUAUGGUAAGAUCAGAUCUAGUAUGGUAAGAUAAUUUGGUAUGUGGUAUGGUACGUACGUAUGCAGACACAGUAUGGUAUGACACAGUAUGGUAUGACACAGUAUGGUACGUAUGGUGCAGCAUGGUAUGGUAUGGUGCAGCAUGCCAGUAGUAGAUGUGGUUCUGUUUGAUGUGUAUGAUGGUUUUGUAAAUGCAUGUAUUGACAUGUAUGGUAUGGUACUGUAUGGUAUGGGUUGAUGGUGUGGUUCUGUACAGUAUAUCAUAUGGUAUAAUUGGUACAGUAUGGUAUGUAUAGUACAAUAUUAUAUAUAUAUGGUUUGGUAUUAAGUACUGUAUACUAUAGUAUUGUAUGGUAUGGUAUGGCACUGUAUGCAUGGUAAGGUAUGGUAGUGUUUGGCAAAUGGUACUGUAUGGUAUGGUUCAUCCAAUUACACUGUUCUUCAAGGUUAUCAACACAGAAGUGAUGACAGACAUCCCAACAUGGUUUUGUGACAGCAAAUUAAACUAUGCUGAAAAUCUUUUAAACUUUAACGACAACAGAACUGCCAUAAUCACAUCAGGUAUUGUACUACUCACACAUGACAUCAAUUCUCAACUUAAUUGGUCCAGCAUUACUACAGCCUAGAAAUCACCUCAUGGAGAAACCUGUUCUGUUUGGUAGAGUCAAACUGGAAGCACUCUUCCUGCAUGUGAUAAUCACAUAUUGCAGAAAUGGUGUACCGAUCAACAUGUACAAAUAUAUUUUACAGGAGAAGGACAAGAAGACGAAAGAAUAUCAUUCAAAGAGCUGCGAGCAAGAGUAACCAUCCUGGCAUCCGCCUUAAAGAAACUUGGUGUCAAAAAAGGAGAUCGAGUUGCUGGUAUGAAAAUUGGUUUUCAGCACUGUAAGAUUAUGGUUUCAUGUCCCAGCUAAUUGUGGUUGCAAAUUAUAAUUUUCAGGGUAUUUGCCCAAUGGUAGCCUAGCUGUCGAAGCAAUGCUAGCAACUGCAAGUUUAGGAGCGAUUUGGAGUUCCACAUCGCCGGACUUUGGGUCGCUGGUAAGAGUCUAAGAUGAUUAGAUGAAAUGACAAAUGUACAUUCAAUUAAUGCAUGGUGAUAGCAUUUUUUGCGGAAAACAACCAUCAUGGUUUUGUUUUGCUCAUAGGGUGUCUUGGAUCGCUUUGUUCAAAUUAAUCCUCGAGUGAUUUUCUCUGUCAACGCUGUCACGUACAAUGGAAAAGUUCACAAUCACAUGAUCAAACUUAAGGAAGUCGUGAAAGGUUAAUAUUACUUAUUCCAAUGCCAAGGUUUAUAUUGUUUCCAAUGGCACUGUACGUACCCUGACAGCAGAGCCUGAUUUAAUGUCACUGCCGUGAAUCUGACAGCUCAAUCUGAUUGAGUCGAAGGCUUUCUAAGGACGCCUCUCGCAGCCACCUUAUGACUCAUGUCUGAUCACGAACCACGGCUACGAUGGAAGGGUCAGUUAGGGGCAACUUCCAGCCCACCCUGUCAAUAUUCCCUGUGCUUGUUCUGAUAACUGUGCCACGUACCGCGCGAAGCCCCUAGCUUACAUGUCAAAAGUCAAAACUCCUUAGCCUGCUCGCUUCUCAUCCUCUUGUUUUCAGCAUAAAAAAAAACGUUAAGAGCUGUUAAAUGUUCUUUCAUUCAUCAGGUCUUCCUAAUCUUGAGAAUGUAAUCGUUUUUCCAUUCGUUGGUUCAAAAGAUGAAAUUAAUCUGGACGAACUACCUAACAGGUUACUGAAUAACACUUUCUGAAAAGAUUUACGCACACGCAAAAAUCUCACAUCUUGCAACAAGUUCGCAUUGCUCGUCCCAAGUUGUCAACAAGUAGAUAUGGAACAACUUGUUUUAAACAGUUGUAACAACAAUAUUGUUACAACCUUGUGUCGUCAACCUUGUAACAUUCUUGUUGUAUCAUGACUGUAUCAGACUUGUUGGAACAACCUUGUAACAAGUCUGAUAAUACCAUCAACUUGCAACAAGCUGUUAACAGCUUGUUCCGAACUUGUUACAACAUCUGGGAACAAGCAGUCGACAACUUGUCGACAGCUUGUGAACAGAUUUGUAACAACUUGUGUGCUGCACACAUGUAACAACUUGUGCGUUUUUACGUGUGUAAAGCGAACAAUAAUAAUUCUAACACAUUUUUUUCUUAAUUUAACGUCGUCAGUAUGUUCUACGAUGAUUUUCUAAAGUUGGCUGACACUUCUGAGGAGUUGACGUUUGAACAAGUACCUUUCAACCAUCCAUUGUUUAUUAUGUACUCAUCUGGUACCACUGGGAUACCAAAAUGUUUGGUGCAUUCCGUUGGGGUAAGGAAUGUAUGGUAUAGUAUGGUAUGGUGUUGUAUGGUAUGGUAUGUAUGGUGUGUGUGGUGUUGUAUGGUAUGGUGUUGUAUGGUAUGGUAUGGUAUGGUGUGGCAUUGUGUGGUACGGUAUGUGGUGUGAUAAGAUGUGGUAUGUAUAUGUUGGUGAAAUUUUCUAUGGUUCACUGACUUCUCACAAUAGCUGGUUAAAAUUCUAGGGCACAUUAAUACAACAUCUGAAAGAACACAUUCUUCAUGGAAAUAUGACGAGGGACGAUGUCAUAAUCUACUACACAACGGUAAACUGUUCAACAAUGUAAAGUAGUAUAUAAUAUGAAAACCACCAAAACAGAGACCUUACUAUGUGCAUGAUACAUUCUAGACUGGCUGGAUGAUGUGGAACUGGCUGGUGACCUCUCUGGCUGUUGGUGCUACAGUAGUACUGUACGAUGGUUCACCCAUAAUCCCCACACCACACGUCUUGUUUGACUUAGUGGAUAGACACAAGUACGUAAAGCCCCGGGUCAAAUCAGGAUGAGAGUUGAUGAGAGUUGGCAGCCACGCAUUGUUACAGGAGACAUUUCAAGCUCUAGAUUAACAAAAUAAAGGUUUGAUAAGUGUUUCAACCACGUUUUAAAGGGACCGGUCAUUAUUUAUGGUGGGGGCUGGCACCGAAGAGAAAUGUUUUUCAUGGGGAAAAUUUUGCUGACCCAACCAUUAAAAAGUCAAAAAUUUGAUUGCCCAACCUUGAAAAUCAAUUAAAAAAUAAAUACCCACCCCUGGCCAAAACUUUACAAAAGGAUACCAUUCAGUUGUCACACAUGUCCUUUACUACUUCUGUGACAUGAGUUUGAUAACGGCUUGUGAAAUUUCCUGCAGUCUAAAGUUUCAUAUUGUCUGCACAUGUAGUUUCUUUGGAGACAUCAUUUGUCUCCUGACAAAUCGGAAAAUAUCAAGAUAGUGAUUCUGAUAGAUUCACAUAUUGUAUUGACACACGACUGUUGACAUUGCUUUUUAGUCUUCAAUAUUUUAGUAAGUCAUGCUUUGGAAAUGACAACAUUUUUUUUCUUACCCAAUUGGCCCUUGAGUUGUUUUGUUUUUCAUUUACCCAACCUUUUACUCACUCAAAAUUUUGUUUACCCAACCAUUUUCUCUUCGGUGCCACGCCCGCCAUAAAUAAUGACCGCUCCCUAAACAAUGUCGCGUGAUCGCCAACUCUCAAGCUGACUCUCAUCCUCGUUUAAGUCGUUUCAUCUGGGCUUAAAAAUUCUGGGGCAGGUUGUUCGAAAACCAGAUAGCGCUCCGCCGGAUAGCUACUGAUUUAGGCUACGUUUAACACUUGUACCAGAUAGCUUUCCGUAGCGAUGUGAAAAACAGCUAUCCGUACCUUUUAGGAACACUAUUUUCAGACAGCUAUUUGCAACGGAGAGAUGUUGUUUCGCUCAGCUUCUGAAAGUUGUACACUUCCGUGUUGGAUAGGUGCUUUUUCGCGCCGCUACGGAAAGUCUUAGUGAUUUUUUCAAGCUUUCUGAAAUUGGGCGUUGAUUGGUAUAAAGCAAGAUUAAAGUUUAGUUUAUUCAUUAAUGUUUUUUAUAUUUCAUGCCCGUAGACUUCAGUUUCACAGCUUUUCCAACAUUCUUACAAAGUUUAACAAAAAAUCACCAUCCGGUGGAUGGCAAGCCAUCGUACGACCGGUCCAGAUUGUUAGGGUAUUUCCCACGAUCUUUAUAAAAUCCAGAUCAUUUUGGAGAAAUGAAAUUUUCGUUGCAUGGGUUUUGAUGUUUUUUCUUUUCGGUUUUCUAGCAUAACUAUUUUUGGAGCGAGUCCCAAGUACCUCGAGACUUUAGAAAGCAAAAAUGUCGUCCCAAGUAAGUCUGGAACUAAUUUACCUCCUUCCCCAAUCUUAGCAUGACGAACAGUGGGAUUUUCAAAACGAUGAAAAGACAAUGAAUAUCCCGUUAUCAUUUUCCUACAACUCACAAAAUUUUAUAUUUUAAAAUAUUUAGAAGAGUCGCACAAUCUGGAAUAUUUGCACACAAUACUUUCAACGGGAGCUCCUUUAACGCCUGCCACAUACGACUAUGUUUAUAACAGCAUCAAGAGAGAUUUGCUUCUUGGCUCAAUCUCCGGUGAAUGACUUUUAAGUUACAUAUUUUACUUUGGCGUUUAGAGGAGAUGAAUAGAUUUUCGAAUAGUUGGAUCAGGCUGGAAGAACACUUGGAAUGGUGGUUGUGGUGAUGGUGGUUAUUGUGAUGAUGGUGGUAAUGGUGGUUGUAGCAAUGAUGGUUAUGAUGAUGAUGAUAGUGGUGGUGGCUAUUGUGAUGAUGGUGGUUGUGGUGAUGAAUGAUGGUAUGAUAGUGAUUAUUUAGUUGACAAAUAACAAAGGUAAACACAUAUAACAAUGUAGAUUUAUUGAUGUUUUAGGAGGGACAGAUAUUAUUUCAUGUUUCAUGGGUCAAAACCCGACAAUUCCUGUCUACAAAGGUGAAAUUCAAAGUAGAAAUCUUGGCAUGGCCAUCGAAAGCUGGAACGAGGAUGGUAUAUUAAUUUUAUAGUAUUUUUUAUGUAAUUAGUUGCCGUAUGUUACAAGUUCUUUGUUAUCAAUUGUCCUUAUAUUAUUUCCACUGAUGAAGACAGGGCUAACGGAUCGAAAGCUUUGUCAAAAUGAGUACAUAAAAAUCUCACAAGUUGUCAACAAGAUUGUGUUCGCAACAGGCUUGUAGCAAGCUUGUCCACAAGUUGUAACAAUGCUGUUAUUUCAUCAAGUUGCUACAAUGACUCACAACUUGUUGAAUUGCAGGACGAUAACAAGUUGUUGGAACAACCUGUAACCAAGUUGUUGGAACAACUUGUAACAAUUCUGUUGCGCUCAACAACUUUGUAGCAACUUGUCAACAAGCUGGGAACAAGCAGUGCGAACACAUCCUGUUUACAAGUUGUUGGAACAGCAUUGCUACAAGUCUGCUGCAGGUUUGUUACAACUUGUGCGUUUCUACGUGUGUUUUAUUAAAAAAAACCCGCUAUUCAACUACCUUCCUAGGUCAGCCAAUACACGACAAGCGAGGAGAGCUAGUAUGUACGAAACCUUUUCCAUCAAUGCCAGUUUGCUUCUGGAAUGAUGAAGGAAAUGUAAAAUACAACAACGCGUAUUUUGCCAAGUAUAAAGGUGAGUUACUGCCUUGACAUUUUUGAUAAAUCUAUUGUUGAAGCUUGAUACCAGAUAUUGUUCUGAUAAAGUGUCGUUGACUAUUAAAAUUUUUUAUCUAGAUGUUUGGAGUCAUGGUGAUUUCUGUAUAGUCAGCUCUAGGACAGGAGGCGUAGUUAUGUUAGGACGAAGGUACAGAUGUGAUUGUCAUGCAUAGAUACUAAAGCACGUUUAUGCUUUGUUCCGCUCUAAUUAUCAGAACAGUGGUAACUAGGCGUGUGAGUUAAUAUCCCACCCAAUUCACUCACACAUACAAUUUAAAUGCUUGGUUACCUUUGUUCCAUUCUAUGCUCAUAUUAUCAGAACAGUGAACUGGGGCAACCGAUCUAACCAAACGAAAUUAAAUAUUGUGCUUGUGAUGUUACUCUGAGUGUAUAUCCACAUCGGGCAAGCUUGAAAAAUAUGCCUGUCCACGGUGGGAAAGCUUGCCCGGUGUGGAUAUACACUCAGAGUAACAUCACAAGCACCAUAUUCACCUGAGUACAUUACACCAACACAGAAAAAAUCACGAAAUUAAAUAUUAUUUUCAGUGAUGGAACACUAAACCCCAACGGAGUGCGUUUCGGCAGUGCAGAAAUUUACAACGUUGGUAUGUUUUGCUAAAGACUGGAAUAUAUGUUGUAUAUCUUUCAAACUUCUUCAUAAACAUGACACGAGAACCAUAUUUAUAUUUCAGUGGAGAGAUUAAAAGAAGUAGAUGACAGUUUAUGUGUUGCUUGUAAAAAUAAAUUGAAAGAAGAACGCGUUGUCUUGUUUGUCAAGAUGGCGAACGGCUACAAGUAAGUUUAACCAUAUAUAGACAAUGCAAGUUUUAACAGUCGAAUUGCACAAUGGUCAGGGAUGGUAAACCAUUGUCUGACAAGGAGGAAUGCAGAUUAUCCAGGGACCAAUUGUACAAAGGUCGGACAGCGCUAUCCACUGGCAAGUUUCCCUUUAUAAGUUUUGUUGCAUGCUCGUAUGUACGGAAUGUUGUUAAACAUUUUUUAUCUUGCGUCAAGGCCGCCUUUUGUUUGCCAAAACCGUAGAAGUAUUUUUUUACACUUGUCAAGAUUUACUUGGCGGCCGUACACACGAACAAAUUUUCCUCGAGUCCAAAAGCUGGCAUGACCAGUUUUGGAACAAGGCUCGUUGGCAAGGAAAAAUUGUCCAUUUUUUGCCGCAUACAUACGAGCAAGUGAAACUUAUCAGGGAAAACUGUCCAUUGCUGGCGAAGCUGCAAUCUCAUAAACAAAACAUCAUUCGUGAAAAACUAAGGCUUAAAAUUGUCCUAGCGCGAGAAAUAUUCGUAAUCACUUUCUUUCCUUCUUAUCAGAUUCACAGACGACUUCAUAACGAGAAUAAAACACGAAAUUCGAAGUAAAUUAUCGCCACGCCAUAUUCCCGCCAAAAUCCUACAGAUCCAGGACAUCCCUCACACGACGAACGGCAAGAAAGUCGAGGUUGCAGUGAAGCGAAUCCUCGCAGGGGAACAUGUAGAGCACAGAGUUGCCUAUCGCAACCCUCAAUCGCUAGAUCUUUACUAUAAUUUGAAAGAAUUAGAGGAUUUAUAAAGACAUAGAUAUUAUAAGGGACCGGUCAUUAUUUAUAGCGGCUGGGUUGCACCGAAGAGAAAUGUUUUUCCUGGUAAAAAUUUUGCGCAGUUAAAAAGUCCAAACGUUUGCUAAGCCAACCUCAAAUAUCAAUUAAAAAUGAAUACCCACCCUGGCCAAAAACUUUACAAAAGGAUACCGUUCAGUUGUCACACAUAUCCUUUACAUAGACGGAUUUUGUGGGGGGUGCAGGGGGGUGCUACCCCCCCAAUAUUAGCUAUAACCCCCCCCAAACAAAAUGUCCACCCCUC
Paramuricea clavata is the source of this 8193-nucleotide messenger RNA. The record is from the annotation of a GenBank genome assembly. NCBI's taxonomy places the organism in Eukaryota, Metazoa, Cnidaria, Anthozoa, Malacalcyonacea, Plexauridae.